CUCAGCAGCAGUAGCCGGUACAGCAGCAGCAGAGGCGGCAGCCGCUGGCCCCUCAGCCUCUCUUCCCAGCUGAGCUCCUGCUGCAGUCAUGGCUGCUGAUGGAGUGGAUGAACGCUCUCCUUUGCUGUCAGCAUCCCAUUCUGGAAAUGUCACUCCGACCGCCCCGCCGUAUUUGCAGGAAAACAGCCCUCGAGCGGAACUCCCACCUCCUUACACAGCCAUUGCUAGUCCAGAUGCCAGUGGUGUUCCUAUAAUAAACUGCCGUGUGUGCCAAUCUCUAAUCAAUUUGGAUGGCAAGCUUCACCAGCAUGUAGUGAAAUGUACAGUCUGCAAUGAAGCUACGCCAAUCAAAAACCCACCAACAGGGAAGAAAUAUGUUAGAUGUCCGUGUAAUUGUCUCCUCAUCUGUAAGGAUACAUCUCGGCGAAUAGGAUGUCCAAGACCCAACUGUAGACGCAUCAUUAGUCUGGGCCCAGUAAUGCUAAUUCCCGAAGAACAGCCUGCUCAGCCUGCGUUACCAGCCCAACCAGAGGGGACGCGAGUAGUGUGUGGGCACUGUGGAAACACGUUCCUGUGGAUGGAACUGAGGUUCAACACUCUAGCAAAAUGCCCACACUGCAAAAAAAUUUCCUCAGUGGGUAGUGCACUUCCACGAAGACGUUGCUGUGCCUAUAUUACCAUUGGAAUGAUAUGUAUUUUCAUUGGAGUUGGAUUAACUGUUGGUACACAAGAUUUUGCCAGGCGAUUUCAUGCAACCUAUGUUUCUUGGGCAAUUGCUUAUCUUUUAGGCUUGAUCUGCCUUAUCCGAGCUUGUUACUGGGGAGCCAUAAAAGUCAGUUAUCCAGAACACAGUUUUGCUUAAGCUUGCUUCUAGUUAUAGUUUGCUACAGGUGAGAAUCUCUAGAAGUUCUGGGUAAAACAAGUGGACAUUUUAAAAUAAUUUUCUUUGAUGAAUUCCAUUCUAAGUACAGUAGUUCCAAGUUGGGGGGAGGGUCUUUUAAAAAAAAUAAAUAUCCAUUGCACUGCAUUAUAUGCAAAGAAUUUGUUUUGCUGCUAGAUUUCCAAGCUCUGAAUAAUAAAGCUAUGUUUACAUGUUUAUUUACCUAUAUAAUGAGGUACUUUAAAAUUUUUAACUCACAUUUUAGGUUUUACAUCUACUUUUCAUUAUUUUAAAAUUUUUUUGUUGCAUUACUUUAUGAUCUGAGUAUUUAAGAGCAAGAAGCAUUAAUCAGUAUUUCUAAAAUAACCUCAUAAUCAUACUUAGAUUUUAAUUACAGCUGUAUCAAAGUGGCUUGCUUUAAGAUCUAAGCAAUAAGCAUUCUGCCUGAACUUACUGUAACUUUUACAGAAGAUCAUAGUGACCUUAUUCAAAACACAAUGUUUGAAUCUACUUUCAGAUACUGUGACACUGUUACCAGAAGGAAAACAUUUGUAAACACUGUAUGUUUGUUUUUCAGGUAGAAAGAAAUAAUAUUUUGGUAGUAUUGAAAUAGAAUGAUAAAAUAAUCAUUUGUCCACUAUGGGAGAAAAUGUUGGAUAAAUGUCUUUUCUCAAGGA
Molecule: messenger RNA, 1557 nt
Organism: Vombatus ursinus (common wombat)
Lineage: Eukaryota; Metazoa; Chordata; Mammalia; Diprotodontia; Vombatidae
Gene: PIP4P2
Product: phosphatidylinositol-4,5-bisphosphate 4-phosphatase 2
Exons: 7
Coding region: 89-862 (257 amino acids)
Biological process (GO): phosphatidylinositol dephosphorylation
Cellular component (GO): plasma membrane; phagocytic vesicle membrane; late endosome membrane
Molecular function (GO): phosphatidylinositol-4,5-bisphosphate 4-phosphatase activity
Source: RefSeq, a predicted model, not a curated record